This is a messenger RNA of Acanthocheilonema viteae, 1101 nucleotides long. NCBI's taxonomy places the organism in Eukaryota, Metazoa, Nematoda, Chromadorea, Rhabditida, Onchocercidae. The record is from the annotation of a GenBank genome assembly.
AUGGCUGUUAAAAAUUUGUCAUAUGAGUGCGUCGAUGCUUGGAAAAGUAAAAUACAAAAAGAGACUGUUCGAAUUUCCUGGAUUGGUAAUUACUAUGACGAUGAAGUAUACGACGACACAGAAUUAAGUGCCGAAACAGUGGAUAUUUUGGUGAAUAAAUGCGCCAAUGUAUUUAAAGAGUUUCAGUUGAAGGAUAAGCCAAUAAUACUGUACCUGCCCAACGUUUUACAACUUCCUAUUACUAUAUUGGCUGCACUUCGAAUAGGAUUAACUUUUUUGCCCAUUACUGCCACAAACGAAAGUAUCGACUGCUUACGUGAUAUAGUGAAAAACAGCGGUGCUGACACAGUGGUGACAAUUGAUGGUUUCUGGAUGGGCACCCGACUGAUCAGGACUAAAGAACUUCUGGAUGCAGCAAUCAUCGAUAUUGCAAUACAACGUGUAAUUGUCAUACGACAUGUAAGUCCAGACGAAGGAAUACCGCCGCCACAAAUGAAUUUGACCGGUAGACGACCUUGCUACAUGUACAAGGUUGUAAUGAAACAAAAAAGAGAUUCGUGGUGGAGCGGAUUCUUCCAGAAAGCAUCCAGUUUUUGCAAGCCAGAAGCAGUUCCCAACGAUUCUACCACACUACUCAUGCCAACCAGAAGUGCUUCUUCCACUGUAUUGUUACUACCCAUUUCGUUGGAAAUACUUCAAAUGGAAAUCAGUCGCGUUCAAACCGCUAUACAUCCCGAUGAACCAAACCUCAUUAUCAGCACAAAAAAUAUUUUCCACCAGAUUACCUGUAUUUUGGCAGCACUGAAAGUGGGCGCCAUGCCUCUUAUCUAUGAAAGCGACAUUAUGCACCCUGACCCGUCGAGAAUCUCACAAAUCAUAUAUACUUACAAGGUAGCAAAAUUGUUAAUUGCGGAAGAAGAUAUGAAUCUUUUGAUGGAAUACAAACAGUAUAUAACCUUAUGGGACUUGAAAACCCUCAAAGAAAUCCUGAUUCUUGGAAGCCACAAACUAUGCGAGCAAGCGAAAAAGAUUUUCGGUGUACUUUGCAAAAAUAUUGAACCAACACCGAUCAAAAUGGCAUAUCCACACAAAAAUUACUAA